This is a messenger RNA of Aphidius gifuensis, 6081 nucleotides long. RefSeq names its product inositol hexakisphosphate and diphosphoinositol-pentakisphosphate kinase 2. Gene Ontology annotation, biological process: inositol metabolic process; inositol phosphate biosynthetic process. Gene Ontology annotation, molecular function: diphosphoinositol pentakisphosphate kinase activity; 5-diphosphoinositol pentakisphosphate 1-kinase activity; inositol hexakisphosphate kinase activity. The coding region runs from base 366 to 6056 and encodes 1896 amino acids. The record is from RefSeq and is a predicted model, not a curated record. Gene Ontology annotation, cellular component: cytosol. NCBI's taxonomy places the organism in Eukaryota, Metazoa, Arthropoda, Insecta, Hymenoptera, Braconidae. The transcript has 14 exons.
ACCAGCUCCAACAGCUAUAUGAUUAAUAAUUUUACAAAAAAAAUAUACAUCAUAGUUUUUUUAUAUUUCUGAAUAGUAAAAUUUAUCAACGAAAUAAUUUUCUUUUUAUUUUUAAACACACUGUAAAUUUUGCAGCUGCGCAAUUUAAAUUUUAGAUAUAUAUUAUAUUAAAGUGAUCUCACAUAGAGUCACGUGGCUUUUUUAUUUUAUUAUUUUUUAUUAUUUUCUGUGGCACAAUAAAGAUUGUAAUGUUAUUUGUGGGUGUUUCUUGAUAAUUAAUUUAUAUAUGUGUAUUUUAAAAAGUAUCAUUGUGAUAAAUUCAAUGAGUUUUAAUUUUAAUUUAUUAAUUAAAUUAUUGAUAAGGAAUGGAGUGGAUUUGGUGGAAAGAUUGGUGGAGAAUUAAAAAAUGGAAACAAAAUUUAAACGGAGAAAAUAGUGAUGAUUCAGAGGAUUAUUGUUUCUGCGAUGAUUGCCUCGGCGAACUGUCGGACGGGUGUGAUACCGAUGAUGGGUUCAUGGGAGAAAAUGACCUCGAUGGCGAGGGUAAACAGGUGCUGGUGGGAAUAUGCGCCAUGGCUAAAAAAUCCCAAAGUAAACCAAUGAAAGAAAUUUUAACAAGACUUGAAGAAUUUGAAUAUAUUAAAGUUAUUGUUUUUUCUGAAGAUGUUAUACUCAAGGAACCUGUUGAAGAGUGGCCUAUUGUUGAUUGUCUUAUAAGUUUUCAUAGCAAAGGCUUCCCACUGGACAAGGCCGUAAGCUAUGCUAAACUUCGUAAUCCAUUCAAUAUAAAUAAUCUUCCAAUGCAAUAUGAUAUUCAGAUAAACUUACAGGAUAGAAGACGUGUUUAUGCAAUUUUAGAAUCUGAGGGUAUUGAAAUACCACGUUAUGCUGUAUUAGAUCGUGAUUCUGCUGAUCCAAAACAAUCUCUUUCAGACCACGAGUUAGUGGAAUCCGAGGACCACGUGGAGGUCAAUGGAGUAACUUUCAAUAAGCCAUUUGUAGAAAAACCAGUGUCAGCUGAGGAUCAUAAUAUUUACAUAUAUUAUCCAACAUCAGCUGGUGGUGGUAGUCAACGACUUUUCAGAAAGAUUGGUAGUCGAAGCAGUGUUUAUUCACCUGAAUCACGUGUACGAAAAACUGGUUCUUAUAUUUAUGAAGAUUUUAUGCCAACAGACGGUACUGAUGUUAAAGUAUAUACUGUUGGUCCUGAUUAUGCUCAUGCUGAAGCAAGAAAAAGUCCAGCUCUUGAUGGUAAAGUUGAACGUGAUUCUGAAGGAAAAGAAAUUCGUUAUCCAGUUAUUUUAUCAAAUGCUGAAAAAUUAAUAAGUCGAAAAGUAUGUUUAGCAUUUAAACAAACUGUAUGUGGUUUUGAUCUACUCCGAGCAAAUGGAAAAUCAUUUGUUUGUGAUGUUAAUGGUUUUAGUUUUGUUAAAAAUUCAAAUAAAUAUUAUGAUGAUUGUGCUAAAAUACUUGGUAAUAUGAUAUUACGUGAAUUAGCACCAACUUUACAUAUACCAUGGUCAGUACCAUUUCAACUUGAUGAUCCACCAAUUGUUCCAACGACAUUUGGUAAAAUGAUGGAAUUAAGAUGUGUUGUUGCUGUUAUAAGACACGGUGAUAGAACACCAAAACAAAAAAUGAAAGUUGAAGUACGUCAUCCAAAAUUUUUUGAAAUAUUUGCUAAAUAUGAUGGCUAUAAACAUGGACAUGUUAAAUUAAAACGUCCAAAACAAUUACAAGAAAUUUUGGAUACUGCUAGAAGUCUUUUAACGGAAAUUCAACAUCGUGCAGCUGGUCCUGAACUUGAAGAAAAACAGGGUAAACUUGAACAACUUAAAAGUGUUCUUGAAAUGUAUGGACAUUUUUCGGGUAUUAAUCGAAAAGUACAAAUGAAAUAUCAACCCCGUGGUAGACCAAGAGGCAGUUCAUCUGACGACGGUAACAGUCACAAUCGCCUUGGUGAGCCUUCACUGGUGUUGAUACUAAAAUGGGGCGGUGAACUUACGCCUGCUGGAAGAAUACAAGCUGAAGAAUUGGGUCGCAUUUUUAGAUGCAUGUACCCUGGUGGUCAAGGUAGACACCUUAGUGGUGAAUAUGCUGGUGCUCAAGGUCUUGGAUUAUUGCGGCUUCACAGUACUUUUAGACAUGAUUUAAAAAUAUAUGCUAGUGAUGAAGGAAGAGUACAAAUGACAGCAGCAGCAUUUGCAAAAGGUCUUUUAGCAUUAGAGGGUGAAUUAACUCCAAUAUUAGUACAAAUGGUAAAGAGUGCAAAUACAAAUGGUCUAUUGGAUAAUGAUUGUGAUAGUAGUAAAUAUCAAAAUAUGGUUAAAACACGUUUACAUGAACUUUUACAACAAGAUAAAGAUUUUACUGCUGAAGAUAGAGAAAAAAUAAAUCCAAGUAAUGCAAUAAGUAUUAAUGAUGCACUUGAUUUUGUUAAAAAUCCAGUUAAAUGUUGUCAACAUGUACAAACAUUAAUUCAUAAAUUAAUGGAUAUUGUACGUAUGAAAAAAGAUGAUCCAAAAACAAAAGAUGCUAUACUUUAUCAUGGUGAAACAUGGGAAUUAAUGGGUAGACGUUGGGGAAAAAUUGAAAAAGAUUUUUGUACUAAAAAUAAACGUUUUGAUAUAUCAAAAAUACCAGAUAUUUAUGAUUGUAUUAAAUAUGAUCUUCAACAUAAUAAUCAUACAUUACAAUUUGAUCAUGCUGAAGAAUUAUAUGUAUAUGCAAAAUAUCUUGCUGAUAUUGUUAUACCACAAGAAUAUGGUUUAACUGUACAAGAAAAAUUAACAAUUGGUCAAGGUAUUUGUACGCCAUUAUUAAAAAAAAUAAGAGCUGAUUUACAAAGAAAUAUUGAAGAAUCUGGUGAAGAAACAGUUAAUAGAUUAAAUCCACGUUAUUCACAUGGUGUAUCAAGUCCUGGACGACAUGUUAGAACAAGACUUUAUUUUACAUCAGAGAGUCAUGUACAUUCAUUGUUAACUGUUUUAAGAUAUGGUGGUUUACUUGAUGUUGUUACUGAUGAACAAUGGCGACGUGCUAUGGAAUAUGUCAGUAUGGUAUCAGAAUUAAAUUAUAUGUCACAAAUUGUUGUAAUGCUAUAUGAAGAUCCAACAAAAGAUCCAAGUAGUGAAGAACGUUUUCAUGUUGAAUUACAUUUUAGUCCUGGUGUUAAUUGUUGUGUACAAAAAAAUUUACCACCUGGUCCUGGUUUUCGACCACAUUCACGUAAUGAAAGUAGUCAUAAUUUAGAAUCAAAUUCACAAUGUAGUACAAGAAUUGAAGAAGAAGAUAGUGAAUUAGGAGUAUUAGAAGAUGACAUGAUUAGUCCACCACAAACAUCAGAUUCAUCACCACCAAUUAUUGAAACUGAAACUGGUGAUUCAAUAUUAAAUAGUCCAACAACAAGUCGUGCUAUUGACAUGAUGGAUCUUGAGCCAAAUAUGAUGGAUGAACCAUAUGACAGUGGUUUUCUUCAAGGUUCAGCACCAAUUCCAAUUAGUGCUAGGACAGUUGCUGGUCAUGAAGCAGCAAGACUUGGUAGUCAACUUGCUGCCAGUCAACGUCAAAGACGAGAACGUGAAGCUAUUAGUAUUUGUUGUGAACCACGAGCAAGAAGUUAUGAUCAUCAAAGACAAGAUAAACCUGACAAGACUGCAGAUAAGCUGCAGCAGUAUCAGAGUCUGGAUGCUGUAAAUAAAGAAGUCCAAUCACGCAAUUUGCAAAAAUUGAAUCAGUCUCGGAGUGCACUAGGAAUACCAGUUGUUUUACCUCACACACUUAGUUCACCAGAAUUACCAUCGUCAUUAUUAGUAGCACUUGAAGAUAAUCGUGGACAUUUAGUAACUUAUCAUAAUACAUCAAUUGGAUCAACAAAAACUAAAAAAAUUGAAAUAAAACAAAUUGAUGAAUCAAUAUUUCUAUUACCAACACGUUAUGAACGUUCACAAUCAAGUGUUUCAAUGAUAAUUCCUGAAAUACAUGGUGAGUUGGACAAUGAUGAACGUUCCAAAUCCUUAUCACCAUGUCCAACUAGAUGCCAAUGUUAUAAUUGUAAUAUAUCUGAACUUAUUAUACAAAGUAAAAAUUUAAGUUCAUCUGAACAAACAAAUUUACGUACAUAUUUUGCUCGUUCAAUGUCAAGAAAAUUUAUCAAUUGUUCUUGCUAUAAAAUUAUCACUCAAAAUAACAAAAAUAAUAGUAAUAAUAAUAACAAAUCUAAUGAUUUUUGUGACUACCAAAUUUACAAUAAAAAAAAUAAAUUAUUAAAAAGACCCACCUCAUCAAUAAUGAACUACAAUAAUAAUAAUACCAAGUUUAAAGUAAUAAAACGUCAAUUAUCAUGUCCAGAUAUAAUUGCAACCGAAUCUGAUUCAAUAAUGCAUGCCACAUAUUCUUUCAAUAGUAUUUCCCUGUGUAAUAGCAAUCCCUUAGAUAAUGACAGCACAAAUUAUUACGUGAAAAAAAAAUAUCAUCGUUGUAAUAAUGCCUGCAAACACGAUAAUCAAAAUAAUUAUAAUAAUCAUAACAUUAAUAAUAAUAGUAAUAAUUUAAAUAUAAAUAUUGAUAAUGAUAAUGAUAUUAACAAACACAUAUUUGAAUUAAAAUCAUUGACAAAUUCCUUAUCCAAUUUCCAUACGAAACGAUCCUUAUCGUCUCCAGACACACGACCUACCAUCAUUGAACCUGAUCCUACAUGCACAGCAAGGCGCCAUCGUCACAGUAUCUCAGGGCAGAUGAGUUAUUUCAAGAGGUUGGGAUACAACGUUAGCAAGAAGCUUAAUGGAUCAACCAACAGUCUAUUCAGUACAGCUGUUAUUAGUGGGUCAUCAUCAGCACCAAAUCUCAAGGAUAUGGUACCACCUCAUACAUCAGCUAUUGCUGCAAUUGAAGGGUUUGGAGGUGUACCACCAAUAAGACCACUUGAAACUUUACACAAUGCAUUGUCAUUGAGACAACUUGAUUGUUUUCUUGAAAUGAUGACAAGUGCUCCUCUAUUUCGUACACCUGCAUCAUCACCACCAAAAUUUUCAUCAUCUGGUAAUUGUUCAAUUGGUAAUCUUGGUGCAAAUUUGGCUAUUGAAGGAAAAAUUAUUCGUGAUUUUCAUCCACCUGAUCUUGAGCCAGUUAAAUUUACUCAAUCAACUGAUCAGAAAAAUCUUCUUUCACCAACAAGUCCAAAUAGCUUAGGCUGGAGUAGUAGUGGACCAGCUUCAUUUUUAUCAUCUGAACCAUCAUCACCAGCACCAACAUCUGCUGGAGAGUGCAGUAUGUCAAUGAGUCUUAUAAGCAAUGAUGGUAGUCAAUCAUUUACUGGAGGAAAAUUAAUAACAGCUCCUUGUUUAGAAAUGAAUUUGUCAGAUUUUUGUAUGUCAAUUGAUCAAGAUUGUCGUGAAGGGCGUGGCAGUAUUUCAUACACUGAUUACUACAGCAAUGAAGAUGGAAUUAUACGUGAAGUUAAAGAAGACUCACCGAGUAAAGACAAUGUUGAAGAGGAUGAAGAUCAUACAUUGACUCUCAGACAAACUGAAGAACAACAUAAACAAAAUGUUAAAUCAAUUUUUGAACAGCCACCACAUACUAGUAGUAGCUUUAAAAAAAUUGGAAGAUUCCGAGUUGAGAGUAUGGAUAUAUCUGAAAAUGAUGUUAGAAUAAAAUCAGCUAAUCUUGAUCCAAGUCAAUCAAUGGAAAAAUUAAAACCAACAUCACCGUCCAAAUAUCGUGAUUCAUCAAAAAAAUCAAAAAUGAGUAAUCUUGAUUCAGCUAGUUUAAAAAAAAAUAAACCAAUAUCAAGAUCACAGAGUGUAUCAAGCUCACAAGCACCAAAAAUAACAAUGACACCUGAUUAUUCUUAUGACAUGUCUGCUUCAACAACACAAUUGGGAUCAUUCUCAACAAUGACUGGUGAAGAUUUAAAUAAUUGGAAACAAAAUGUUGAACAAAAUAUAUUAAAAUCAUCAUCACCAAUGGAACAUUUAGAUGAACCAAUGAAAGUUACUGUCGCAAAAGAUAGUUCAAAAAUAACUGUUGGAUUUAAUGUUAAUGAUGAUAAAUAAAAUAAAAAUUCAAAAAGAAAAAACA